GGUACGCUAGUGGUCGACACAGCGCCAACACGGAGCAGGGCAGUUACGGUGCAUAGUGAAAACCCCAAAAACCAUACUUAGCCGCAGCUGCAGCCCACCCGGGUCAGAAGCUCGCUGGCACCGGUCUGCAUCUGAUCAUCAACACCUCCACUUUUCCCCCGUGCAACAGUCUUGGAGUGGAGCGGGAACCGUGGCACCAAGCCAGCCCGCGAGGACGAGGACGAGGACGAGGUCAGGUCGAGGUCAUCAAUUGCGACACGAGGCGAGAAAGAGGAGGAGAAAAGGGCGAUUGACCGCAAAAGACUUGACGCCAAGAGACGCCAAGAGACCCGACGAGACGGAUAGACGAGACCAGACGGGCGGACAACGACCAGCAAAAAGAACCUGAGCCUCUCCGCCCGCCCGCCCGCUCUCGCAGCGAGCGCGGCGAGGGGAGACAGGAAAUAGAUAUCCAUGGUCUGCAGCUGCUGCCCGCCUCGGUUAUCACGGCAUUCCAAGCAGUACAGGCGCGUCCUCUUCGCCCCGUCGUCCCGGUCGUCUUGGCUGUCGGCUGUGGCCGUCUUAGUCCUGCUGUGGAUCUAUCUCAACCAUAGCGGUCCCAAUGGCUGGCCGCCGGGCUCCCGUCACCGCCCUCCACCGCACCAUCCUCAUCACCAACCCCAUCCCCAUCCACAUCCACAUCCACAUCACGGCGGUCACCAGCCGUUCCCGCCCUUCAGACCACCCCCACAACCACCAGCCACCGACGACACAAAAGAACCGCCGCCACCGGAGCCCACCAUGACCCUGCCGCCACCGGAGCCCACCAUGACCCUGCCGGAGCCCGCCGCCGACGACGCCCCCUCGUCAUCGACCUCGAGUGCCAUCCCCAUACCCACUGCCAUCCUCCCCCAGGGCAUCUACGUCGGCGCCACCCUGCCGGCCUCCAAUCGCUUCCCCAAGAGCAUUGACGCCUUCCGCGGGAUUCCCUACGCCGACACCACAGGCGGCGAGAACCGCUUCCGCCCCCCGGUGCCCCUGCCCCCCUCAAACUAUACCUUUCUAGCUACCAGGUUCGGCCCGACUUGCCCCAGGGAGGUCAAGACGGACAGGGACUCCGGCGAGGACUGCCUCAAUGCCAACAUCUACCGCCCCGCCGCCCUGGUCGGCAAUGACGGCUUCCUCAAGGGCAGCGAGAAUGGCACUACUAAAGAGCGCCCGCGGCUACCCGUCGUCGUCUACGUCCACGGCGGCGCCUUCAACGGCGGCACCGGCAAGGAGCGCAACAUGGCAAGCUUCGUUGCUUGGGCCGACGCCCCCAUGAUCGGCAUUAACUUUAACUACCGCGUCGGCGCCCUGGGCUUCCUGCCCUCGGCCCUGACCGCCAAGGAGGGCCUGCUGAACCUCGGCCUGCGCGACCAGCAGCUGAUGCUGGAGUGGGUCAGGGACAACAUCGAGGCCUUUGGCGGCGAUCCCGACAAUGUCACCAUCAUGGGCGUCAGCGCGGGCUCCCACUCGGUAUGUUUUUACAGUCCUAAAUCCCUUCGUUUACUAACAGCAGCUGCCACUCAGAUCGGGCACCACAUUAUGUCGUAUGCGCAGGCUGGCAAGAAGGCCCCCUUUGCCAAGGCCAUCUUGGAGUCUGGCGCCACCACGGCGCGGGCCGUCUUCUAUCCCACCCACCCGCGCCACCUCGUCCAGUUCGAGCAAUUCCUGCUCGAGGCCGGCAUCCCCGGCGUGGCCGAGAGCGAAGUGUUUGCGCGCCUACGCGAGCUUCCGCUCGAUACCAUCGUCAAGGCGUCCAGAGCCGUGUGGGACAUGUAUGUCGACACUGUUACGUGGCCGUUCCAGCCCGUCAUCGACGGGCCCAACGGCCUAGCCAACUCGAGCCGGCACGCGGCCUCGUCCCCCGCCCCGACCGUGCUCCCGGACCUGCCCAUCAACCUGUGGCGCGACGCGAAACACCUCCGCAUCCCCGUGCUGACGGGCUUCAACACUAACGAAGGCACGUCCUUUGUGCCGGCCUCGGCCGACACCAACGAAGACUUCCGAGAGUUCUUCCAGGCGCUAAUCCCGCACUUCAACGACGCCGACCUCGCGGCCCUCGAGAAGCUAUAUCCAGACCCGGUCAAGACGCCCCGGGGCGAGGACAACCCGUACCGGACCGUGCCCAAGGGCGUGGGCCGCCAGUUCAUGCGCCUCGACGCCGCCUACAGCCACUACGCCUACAUCUGCCCAGUGCUGCAGACGGCCCACUUUCUCUCGCGAUCCGGCGACGGCGACACCAAGGCGCCGCCCGUGCACGUCUACCGCUUCGCCGCGACGGCCGCGCGCGGCACGGCCAACCAUGGCGACGAGGGUAACGUCGUCUCCCACGACAUGGACUCGCUCGCCCCGGCCGACGGGCCUAAGAUGCCCGGUCUCCUGGCCGUGGCCGACGCCAUGCACGGCGCCUGGUGGCGCUUCGUCGUCUCCAAGACGGGCGACCCCAACGAGGGCGCGCCCGACGGCGCUACCGAGUGGCCCGCCUUCGUCUCGCCCUUUUCGCGCGACGAGGUGCUAGGCUGGAUCACAGGCGGGUGGCGGCGCACGAAGAAGCGGGGCACCAUCCCGGCAAAGACGGAGCCCGCGACAGAAACUGACGGCAAGGGCGAGAUCGCCGUCUUUGGCGACGGCAACAACGAGCGCUUCGCCGGGCCCCACCAGGGGUCCUGGUUCAGCCGCGCCCCGGAAAAGACCCCUGGCAUCCCCGUCCACGCGAGCGCCCUCUCUGACUUUGAGAGGCAGGCCUGCGCCUUCUGGUGGGCUCGCAUCGAGCUUAGCGAGGGGUUUGGCGUCCGCGGCCAGGACGAGCGCCGCGGCCCGAGGGACCACAGCGAGGACGCGCCCGGGCCCGUGGCUGUGGUCAAGGCGAAGCUGUGAUUUUUGUCUGAGCCUUUCCCUCCUGAGGACUUGGGUGGUUGAUAUUUCGGUUCGUUUCGUGAGCCGGGAAUGGUAUGUAUAUAAAAGGCGGUGUUCGGUGGUGUUUUGUGGUGUCGGUGAUGAUGGGGUUGGAGUAAGAGUAGGAGUAGAAGCGGGAUAGAAAAAUUUGCUGCGUGUGUUUUUGUUUUAAUGUAAUGUUUUGAUAUAUAAUCAGCCGGGCUGGCGUCUGGUUUCUGUGCUCGUUUUUGUCCUGUGUUGUGCUCUGUUGGUGUGGUGCGGCGUUGUGCUGUUGUUGUGUUGUGUUGUGUUCUGUUAUUCUAUUGUGUUGUGUGGUGCUGUUGCUGCGCUUUAUCUGGCGUGGCGGUGGGGUUAGUUGCUUCCUUGCUGCCUAGGUCUUGGCUGGUAGGCUGCCUUGU
Molecule: messenger RNA, 3317 nt
Organism: Lasiosphaeria miniovina
Lineage: Eukaryota; Fungi; Ascomycota; Sordariomycetes; Sordariales; Lasiosphaeriaceae
Product: Alpha/Beta hydrolase protein
Exons: 1
Coding region: 454-2901 (815 amino acids)
Source: RefSeq, a predicted model, not a curated record